Vidua chalybeata is the source of this 2125-nucleotide messenger RNA. RefSeq names its product F-box and WD repeat domain containing 4 (gene FBXW4). Lineage: Eukaryota; Metazoa; Chordata; Aves; Passeriformes; Viduidae. Gene Ontology annotation, molecular function: protein binding. Bases 263 to 1489 code for a protein of 408 amino acids. The transcript has 9 exons. Gene Ontology annotation, cellular component: SCF ubiquitin ligase complex. The record is from RefSeq and is a predicted model, not a curated record. Gene Ontology annotation, biological process: SCF-dependent proteasomal ubiquitin-dependent protein catabolic process.
GUCGAGGGGGUGUGGGGGAGGGCAAGUGGCACAGGGGGAGUCCCAGCGGCUCCCGUUAAUGAAUUAAUCUGCUAACGAGGGUGGGCUCGGCGGCCCGUGCCCCCUCCGGUCCCGGCAGCCGCCUCCUCCCCCGGAGGGGGCAGUGACAGGCAGCGGCUUCUGCCCCAUGUGACUGGGGAGCGGCUGCCCCGUCCAUGGCUUGGCCUCCCCCGGGCAGCAGCAGCUCCGGCUCCCGGGGAGGAGGGGCGGGAGCUGCUGCUCCAUGGGGAGGAAGGGCAGCCCCCGAUCCCCCCAGGCAGAGGGGGGAUCCCAGGCCGCCUCCCCCCCCUCCCCGCUCUGGGCCUUACCUGAGGAGCUGCUGCUCCUCAUCUGCUCCUACCUGGACGCGCAGGCCUUAGGCCGCCUGGCCCAGGUCUGCCGCCGACUGCGCUUCCUCAGCAGCCGCGAUGUCCUCUGGAGGCGCAUAGCCCGCGGCUGCCUCAACUCCGGCUUCACCCAGCUCGGCACCGACCUAGCUGCUGGCAUUCCAGUGAAGGAAAGGGUGAAAGUGUCUCAGAACUGGAGGCAUGGACGCUGCAGGAGGGAGACAGUCCUGAAAUGGAAAUGCAAUUUGAUGCCCUGGAUGGAGCUGGAUGGUGAAUAUCUCUACCUGUCUCAAGCGGAGAACAUCCAGGCCUACCACCUCUGUGCAGAGGGGACAGGUUUGCAGCGUCACCCUCAAGCCAUCUUCUCUGGCCACCAGGAGGACGUGUGUCGCUUUGUUCUUGUCAACCCCCACAUUGUCAGUGGAGGGGGAGAUGGAAGUAUUGUCCUUCACAAGAUCCAUGGCUCCUACAGUGUCAAGUUCUCUGCGCAUGAACAGGAGGUGAAUUGUGUGGACUUCCAAGGUGGCCUCAUUGUCAGCGGCUCCCGGGACCGAACAGCGAAGGUUUGGUCCCUGUCCGCGGGCAGAGUUGGUCAGUGUCUACAUACAGUGCAGACAGAGGAUCGAGUGUGGUCCAUUGCUAUCAGCCCAUUAUUAAGCUCAUUUGUGACAGGGACAGCCUGCUGUGGACACAUCUCACCUCUGAGAAUCUGGGACCUUGAGAGUGGUCAGCUGUUGACCUGUUUAGGGACUGACUUCCACCGUGGAGCUGGAGUCCUGGAUGUGUUCUACGAAACGCCCUCCCUUCUCCUUUCUUGUGGGUAUGACACCUACAUCCGCUACUGGGACAUACGGACCAGCACCAGGAAGUGCGUCCAGGAGUGGGAAGAGCCCCAUGACAGUGCCCUGUACUGCAUAAGGAGUGAUAAGAACCAUAUGAUUGCCAGCGGCUCUUCCUACUACGGUGUGGUGCGCCUCUGGGAUAAGCGGCAGACUCAGUGCCUGCAGAGCUUUCACCUGUCUUCACCCACCAGCAGCCCAGUGUACUGCCUCCGUUUCAGUACCACCCACCUGUACGCUGCCCUGGCAUCAGCCCUGCACGUCCUGGACUUCACAGCCUCGUGAAGGGCACCACAGCUGCUUCUGGUGACCCCACCUCAGCAGAGCUGACACUUGGCUCAGGGAAUUGCAGGGCAGGAGAGGUGAAAAAGGCCCACAAGGCUUCUGAAGGGACUUUUUUUCCUGCCAGAAAGCUACAAUGAAGAGUGCACAAAGGGCCAAACUUUCUCAACCUUACCUGCCUGUUAGUGAAAAUAACAGGCCAAUUGUCCUUUACCCUUUUUAUUUUAUGCAAGUCGGGAAUUGUUUUAUUAACUGUGUUCCUUUUUUUCUUUUCCCUUUGUUUUUUUUUCCUGUGGAUACAUCAUUUGAGGGGCAAAUUGAGCCAGGAUGCCCCAUCAGCUGUGUGCUGGUCAGUUUGAGAUCAGCCAAGCUCUAAGCAUAUGAAGUAAGACUAGGCUGUGUGUGGGGUGAACUGAUUUGGUGGAAGGGAAAGGUGCCUGGAGCGAGGCCCACCUUUCUCCUUAACUGGCUGUUCUGACAGCUGCUUGUGUUGUCCUUCACAGCCAAGAGUAACAAUUGAGCUAAAAGGCAGAGCCAGCCCUGCUUUCAGUGUGCCUCCCCAAGUUGGCCAUCAGGUCAGGCUAUGCACUUGGCAGGGCUGAAAUGGUCGUGUUUUGCUAAAUAAAACUGAAAGGAAAC